This is a messenger RNA of Ctenocephalides felis (cat flea), 1239 nucleotides long. RefSeq names its product zinc finger protein 583-like. NCBI's taxonomy places the organism in Eukaryota, Metazoa, Arthropoda, Insecta, Siphonaptera, Pulicidae. The transcript has 7 exons. Gene Ontology annotation, molecular function: DNA-binding transcription factor activity, RNA polymerase II-specific; RNA polymerase II cis-regulatory region sequence-specific DNA binding. The record is from RefSeq and is a predicted model, not a curated record. Gene Ontology annotation, cellular component: nucleus. The coding region runs from base 17 to 1183 and encodes 388 amino acids. Gene Ontology annotation, biological process: regulation of transcription by RNA polymerase II.
AACAUCUGAAAAUGACAUGGGCAGAGGAAGAAACAUGGAGCCUCAAUUUGAAAUGAAAUAUGUGCCUGAUAUUGAAGACAAUUAUAGCACAAACUCAUUAAGAACAUUUUCACCGAAUGUCAAUGAAAAUCAAUUAGAUGAAACAGGUACAGAUUCAGAUAAAUAUAUAAGAUGCAAAACUAAAAAUCUUAGUGCAUCAGAGCAAGCAUUUCUAGACUACAUUAACAAUCAGCACAAAGUAAUGACUUUGAAUAACACGGCACAGCAUCCAAAUAAAUGUUCUUAUUGUGUGAAAUCAUUUAAAAAACCAUCAGAUUUGAUCAGACAUAUCCGUGUGCAUACAGGUGAAAAACCGUACCCAUGCAAUGUAUGUCAUAAGAAAUUUUCACUAAAAACAUCUUUGGAUUGUCAUAUGACUACCCACAAUAAGUCAAAUAAAACAGUAGUUUGCAGUGUCUGUAAUAGUUCAUUUAGCACCAAAGGAAGUCUGAAGGUGCAUAUGCGAUUGCAUACGGGUUCUCGACCAUUCGAAUGCCCUUUAUGCAAAAUGACAUUUAGAACUUCUGGACAUAAACGAGCUCAUCUUCUAGUUCAUUACAGAGGAGCCACCAGAGAAGGCAAAAAUCCUAAAGAUAUAAUUACUAAAGGGAAUAAGGUAUUGAAUAUUAUGGGACCACUUACAAGUAACAUCAGCAAUUAUUCUCAAACAAUUGAGAAUGCGCAAAUUGGUGAUCAUGAAACUGUUAGUGGCCUCAACUUUGGCGAAAAUGCUGAAUAUUUAUGUAAAAAUUUGGAUGUACAGUUACUUCAAGGCUCUUUUGAAAAAUCAGUUUCCACAAAAGAUUCUGUCUUAAAAUUCAAUGCAAUAAGUGAGCAAAUAUUGGCAGAUACAACAUCGCCAAAGAAACAGAUUCAGAAGAAGUUACAUAUGCAGCAAUGUGAUAUCUGUGAUAAAACUUUUAAGAAGCCUUCACAAUUAAUGAGGCAUAAGUUGAUUCAUACUGGGGAACGACCUUUCCAAUGCAACGUGUGCUCUAAAACAUUUAAUCAAAAAAAUGGAUUGGAUACUCACAUGAGACAUCAUACUGGUCUUCGUCCUCAUGAUUGUCCUUACUGUUCCAAAAGCUUCUCUCAGAAGGGUAAUUUAAAAACUCACAUUAUCAGAACACACGGAAUUGUUUGACUUGAUCAACCUAGCUUCUUCAAUGAACAUCAAUAGGAGAAAAUAAUCAAUAAGAG